AUGCCGUACAGUUCACCUUUGACCACCGAUCAGCCAGCACAGCCAAUUCUACCUGCCCUGGCAAAUAAUUCAGUUCUCCUCCCGGCAUACCUCUUUAAUUACUAUUACCUUUCGCCACGAGAACAUACCAGCAAUCGGCAACCAACAAUGCCAUCCCUAUAUACCGCACAGUCAAAAGACACGCUUGAAAAGGUUUUCGGCGACCGCUUCCCAGAGGCCCGCAUCAUAGUAUUUGAUGGACUCCGUUCGGACAGCAAUCACUUAUCACAGACAGGAUGGGUCUGGCGGGCAGCGGAUGACCUGCUUCAGCUCUUAAAAGAGGAGGUGGGGUUGCUGGAAAAGUCCAUCUAUAGGAGUCCCAUCUUGUUUCUGGCAGAGAAUGUAGGAGGGAUCGUGUUGAAGCAGGCUCUCAUCGAAGCCAUGAGAGACUGGCGCUAUCAAGACUUUGUCUGGAGAACUACAAGCUUGUUCUUUUUCGGCACCCUGCAUCGGGUUGACAUCAACUCCUCAAUUGACAAGCAGUUCAUGCGGCUGGUUCUAGCCACAGAAGAAGAGAUUCCUGAUCCUCUCAUCUUCAUUGCGGAGUCAACAGCAGCCUUCCCAUCAGUGAGCGCGCAAUUCUCACAACUGCUGUCCAUGUUUUCUGUUGUCAACUUCAUUGAGGACGAUGAAAAAGUAUCGGUGGUUGGAAAGUUCUCGUCAACCUUUGGUCAUGCCGCCGAGAGUAACGUAGCUGCCAAUUGUAGCUAUCAAGAGUUGUGGCACUUUGCACCUGGCGACCCGAAGACUGACAGGCUCUGGGGGCUAAUCCAAAGCAGGAUGAAAAGCGAAGGUGAGUACAACCACCGUAUGCAGAUGUGA
Podospora pseudocomata is the source of this 861-nucleotide messenger RNA. RefSeq lists its product as uncharacterized. NCBI's taxonomy places the organism in Eukaryota, Fungi, Ascomycota, Sordariomycetes, Sordariales, Podosporaceae. Bases 1 to 861 code for a protein of 286 amino acids. The record is from RefSeq and is a predicted model, not a curated record. The transcript has 3 exons.